This is a messenger RNA of Drepanopeziza brunnea f. sp. 'multigermtubi' MB_m1, 300 nucleotides long. RefSeq lists its product as uncharacterized. NCBI's taxonomy places the organism in Eukaryota, Fungi, Ascomycota, Leotiomycetes, Helotiales, Drepanopezizaceae. The record is from RefSeq and is a predicted model, not a curated record.
AUGCCACCCAGAACCCCAGCGCAAAUUUCUGGCAUAGCUAAGGCAAACGCGACCAAGGCAGCCAAUCGAGCUGCUGCUAAAGCUAGAAGGAAGAAGGCUUCCGCGCCUGCUCGACCCGAACCUGAACCAGCAGAAGACGAGGCGGAAGAAGAAGAGUACGAAUCUGACGAAGACAUAGAAGACCUGGCCGAGUUCCACGGCUUCCUUAACGAACCACCUGCCGAAAAGCGAGCCCGACUCGCAUUCGAAAACGACGAAAAGAGGAAAGAGGAGAAACAUAAAGCAAAGAUGCCUUAUUAA